UACUACUUCACUGAUUUAACUUUCUUUUUGGGUCAUUUCUUGACAUUUGAUCUUUACAAAGUCACUUUUCAUGUUUUCCUUUCGGUCUUUCUUUUUCUACCAUUCAUGUUUCAUUUGAUGUCUCAUACAAAUAGCAAAAGAUGGCUUUAAGAAACAAUUGUUUUAGAAGUUUAGAUACUUCAAAUCAAAAGGUUUUGUUUUAAUUUUGGUUACUGGACCGAGACAUAUCGAGUUUCAAAAAAAGAUCUGAAAAAAAAAAAAAAAAGGUUAGUGUCAUCCUAUGCCAGCUAUAUUGGGUGGUACAAGCCAUGUACCACACAUACCAUCCGGUUUACUCUGGUCCACGUACUAGUAGGUUAUGGAAUUGGUAAAUACCGCUCAUACCAAGCCACACCAGGUGAUAUUUUUAACUUUAAUUUAAUUUAAUAUUUUUAAGUAUGCAAGUGUUUAUUUUUUUUGCAUAAUAUACCGCUUUUGUUGUGGAUUUCAGGCUGCUGGACCAACACUCCUCAUAUAAUUGAAUGGUUGAAUAAACAUGGAAUGAAUGAAUCUCAGGGCUACAAGUAUUUUGUUUUGCGUGCACAAAAAAUAGCAUUAUCACAUGGAUAUGAAGUCAUCAAUUGGGAAGAGACUUUCAACAACUUUGGGAGUCAACUCAGCCCAAAAACUGUGGUUCAUAACUGGCUUGGUGGUGGAAUAGCGCAGAAGGUGGUGGCGGCCGGACUGAGAUGCAUUGUGAGCAACCAGGACAAGUGGUACUUGGAUCACUUGGAUGUCCCAUGGCAGAAGUUCUACGUGAAUGAGCCCCUUACAAACAUCUCCACGCCUGAGCAGCAAAAAUUGGUCAUUGGUGGUGAGGUGUGCAUGUGGGGAGAAAGUAUUGAUGCCUCUGAUAUCGAGCAAACCAUCUGGCCUCGUGCUGCAGCUGCUGCAGAGAGGUUGUGGACUCCUCUUGACAAACUAGCGAAGGACCCAAGGCAAGCCACAGGAAGAUUGGCUAGAUUCAGAUGUUUGCUCAACCAAAGGGGGGUUGCUGCUGCGCCGGUAGCAGGACCUGGCAGAACUGCUCCAUUGGACCCUGGUUCUUGCUACAAGCAGUGAACAGCCAUUAAGAUCAUCGACAUCAGUGCUUGCAUGACGCUAAUAUAGGAUCAGCCAUUGUUGCCGGCCUUUAUGGGAGGGGUAAAUUAGUAUUUAUAUGACAAUAGUUAAUCAGUUUCUGCUGAAAUCUUGCUGAUUAUUGUCAU
This is a messenger RNA of Musa acuminata subsp. malaccensis (wild Malaysian banana), 1247 nucleotides long. NCBI's taxonomy places the organism in Eukaryota, Viridiplantae, Streptophyta, Magnoliopsida, Zingiberales, Musaceae. The record is from RefSeq and is a predicted model, not a curated record.